Molecule: messenger RNA, 1050 nt
Organism: Phytophthora infestans T30-4
Lineage: Eukaryota; Oomycota; Peronosporomycetes; Peronosporales; Peronosporaceae
Exons: 13
Coding region: 1-1050 (349 amino acids)
Biological process (GO): meiotic DNA double-strand break formation; reciprocal meiotic recombination; meiotic DNA double-strand break processing
Cellular component (GO): nuclear chromosome
Molecular function (GO): ATP binding; DNA binding; DNA topoisomerase type II (double strand cut, ATP-hydrolyzing) activity
Source: RefSeq, a predicted model, not a curated record
AUGGCAACAGGACAAGAAGCAAUGGCGAAGACUACGCCGAGCAUCAUCACUCGAGAGGAUGUUUUGCUGCGAAUUGAGGCGUUAGCUGCAGAGUUUUUAGAGACUUUAUCGACAGGAAAAGUUCUGGAGCUAGAGGCUCUGAAGCGCCAUUCGUCAGCGAUGAUUUACGAUCACGAGAAUCAACGGCAGACCCACGGAAACGAGACGCGCUUGGUCAAGCUGAACCGACAAGGAGGCAGGAGAUACACAGGGAUUUGGCUGAUCUUGCAGACAGCGCAUGCUCUACUUGCAGAAAACAAGACAGCAACUCAGAGAGAUGUUUAUUACCUGCACCCAUUUUUCAAGGGGCAAAACGAAGCGGACGAAGCAAUUCUAGACGCUGGAAGUAUCCUGGGCAUUCCAAGAGGAUCGAUGAACAUUGUCGCUGCAACCAAAGGCUGCUUCACGGGGGAUAUCAGUAUUUUGGUGCGUAUACACCGAAACGGAAAUUGGAGACAAUUUGGAAGCGGGGAAGAAGUCUCUAUUACUCAUGAGCUUCUGCAAAUAAAACCGCAUGACAUAGAGGACAAGUUCUUCGAGACGGUUCCAAGCAUUUUGAUCACUGGUCGGGGAUUCCCUGACCUGGCUACGAGAGCGUUCGUGAACCUAUUAAGCAAUGCUUUAGGAAUUCCAGUUCUUGGGCUUUGUGACUGCAACCCAUUUGGCCUCUCCAUUAUGCUCACAUACAAACUGGGAUCAGCGCGAAUGCCACUGGAUUCGCUUCGAUACGCCGUCGACAUUAAGUGGGUGGGCGUUCGACCAUCUCAAGUCUCGCAUUUGGGCUUGCCGACAUCAUCCUUUAAAGCUCUCACUCGAAAAGACCUAGCAGUGGCAGACUCCUUGAUGCGAGCAAGCUUCAUUCAGGCAAACGCUUUUUUCAAGGAUGAAGUCCAAAUGUGGCUCGGUGAUGCGCUACCGUGGAAGAUCGAGCUUGAAGCUCUUUAUUCUUCAGGGUUUACAUUCUUGACUUCGUUUCUACAAGACUGCAUCGAGAAUGGCAAUUAUCUAUAG